Molecule: messenger RNA, 547 nt
Organism: Blepharisma stoltei
Lineage: Eukaryota; Ciliophora; Heterotrichea; Heterotrichida; Blepharismidae
Source: the annotation of a GenBank genome assembly
AUGGAAAAAGAAGAAGUUGACCACGAAGCGUUCAUGGUAAAAGCCAUUAAGGAUAAAACCAAGCACAUUAUUCCUGCCCAUCAAGCAAGCGACGUGCUAGAAACAUUAUCCAAUCUUGAAAGGUAAAGACAAACUUAGAGAUUACCAAGAAAUGAAAGAGAAAAUUGACAAUGCAACUGAAUUGCGAGGAGGGAUCCCUUGCAGUGAAUUAAAAUCUGUUUAUAAAUCCAACUCAAAAGAACUUACUCCCCACUCCGUGAGCGAGCAAUACCAUUGGAAAAAUCCAAAAUGCACCCUCUGUUAGCCAAGAUAAAAUUUUUUAAUAUAAAAAUAUUUUGAUAUGAAAGUGAUUAUAAUAUUUGCUUAAUUAAAUUUCGAAAAAAUUUUCACUAUAAAAUUUAAUAUAAUUUUUUUUAAAAAAACAAACCGUAAGCGACAAAAUUGUUUUUCUUUCACGGAGGGCAGAGUUAGAAUUUCAGAAGAGACCUUGCAAGCUAUGGAACGAGCCUGCCCUGAUCAUCCUCAACAAAAAGCUCAGACUCAGUAA